AUGCCCAAGGAGAAGACCACCCGCAAGACCACCAAGACCCGUGGCACUGAGCGCAGAAAGAAGGACCCCAACGCCCCCAAGCGUGGUCUCUCUGCCUACAUGUUCUUCGCCAACGACAACCGUGAGAAGGUUCGCGAGGAGAACCCCGGCAUCUCUUUCGGCCAGGUUGGCAAGAUGCUCGGAGAGCGGUGGAAGGCUCUGAGCGACACCGAUCGUCGCCCUUACGAGGAGAAGGCUGCCGCUGAUAAGAAGCGUUACGAAGACGAGAAGGCCAGCUACAAUGCGGCUGCUGAGGAGGACGAGGAAUCAUCCUAA
Messenger RNA from Aspergillus costaricaensis CBS 115574, 315 nucleotides. RefSeq names its product high-mobility group nucleosome-binding protein (gene nhp6). NCBI's taxonomy places the organism in Eukaryota, Fungi, Ascomycota, Eurotiomycetes, Eurotiales, Aspergillaceae. The record is from RefSeq and is a predicted model, not a curated record. The transcript has 4 exons. Bases 1 to 315 code for a protein of 104 amino acids.